Messenger RNA from Helicoverpa armigera (cotton bollworm), 2730 nucleotides. RefSeq names its product pre-mRNA splicing regulator USH1G-like (gene Sans). NCBI's taxonomy places the organism in Eukaryota, Metazoa, Arthropoda, Insecta, Lepidoptera, Noctuidae. Gene Ontology annotation, biological process: regulation of gene expression. Gene Ontology annotation, cellular component: nucleus. The coding region runs from base 363 to 1850 and encodes 495 amino acids. The transcript is spliced from 9 exons. The record is from RefSeq and is a predicted model, not a curated record. Gene Ontology annotation, molecular function: protein binding.
ACGAUGCGUACGUUUUUGAAGUUGUGUUGUAUUGCCUUGUAACUUGACAACAGUCAGUGUUUCACCUGAGUGAAACAGGUGUUUCUGUUAUUAUUUUAGAACACGUAGCUAUUGAAAAACAUUGUAACAACUUCGUAUUAAAACUUCAAAAGAAUUGUAUUUUUAUAUAAUUAAAUCUAUUAAGUUAUGUCAGUUCAUAAAGGCAAUUCGCCAAGGUGUGAAGUGUGACAAAACUGCAAACUUUCUCAGCUUAUCAAUUUCGCGGUUCUAAACUGUAGCAAUCUGUUCAAAAUGAGUUGAACAAACUUUCGUGCGGUCGUUGUGAGGUGUUUGUGGUACCAGUGCAGUGAAAAAGUACAAAAAUGACCACGGACAGGUUUCAUAAGGCAGCCAAAGACGGCCUGCUAGAGGUGCUACGAGAGGCUACUCGCAAGGAAUGCAACAACAAGGACGAGUCGGGCAUGACGCCUACACUCUGGGCUGCCUUUGAGGGACACAUUGACGCUUUACGACUGCUAUGUGGCAGAGGAGGAGAACCCGACAAAGCUGAUUACUUCGGCAACACAGCGCUCCACCUAGCGGCAGCCCGGGGACACAAAGAAUGCGUCACUUUCCUCAUCAACUUUGGCGCCAAUGUGUUCGCGAUGGACGUCGACGGCCACACUGCGCAAGAGUUGGCCGCCAUUAAUGGCAGGGACGAUAUUCUGCGCUAUCUCGACCAGGCUACUGCUAAACUGGAGAAUAAUGAUAAAAAAAAGGCCAAGUCCCUAAAAGAAAAAGCGAAAAAGGACUACGAGAAAUCCCACAAGCAAUACCAGAAACGGCAGAGUAAGGCUGAUCUGAUAGCCGAGAAGGAGAUGAAGAAGUUAGCCAAGGAGUGGGACCAGGGUUAUGUGGAAGAAGUCCAUACCAUGCCGCAUCGACCCAGCAAUGUGCUGUGGGCUCUUAAGCAGAAGAUGACUAGGUCUACUAGCCAUGGUAAUCUCCUAGCAGAUGAACAGCCCCGACCGACAUACAGUGCACUGGUAGGCACCGUGAACUCCGGCGCCCGAGGCCGCGGCGCCGUCUACAAGAAGGCGCUCGCCAGCAAGCUGAGGAACAACACUGUGGGACGCAGCGGAGCUAAUGUGCCCACUGAUGACUUCAAGGUUGGAGAAAUAGAGACGACUGGUCGUCGUUCCGUCACGUCCCUGAGCGGGGUGCGGCGAGACUCGGAGGUCAUGUAUGUGGGGACCUUCGGAGCUGGUCCUCAGGCGAGGGGCAACGUGUCUGAUGUCUUUGCUGAACAGCAUCCUGAGCCGGUGCAGAAGAAACCACUCACCAGGUCUGCAAGCCAACCAGACUUCGCGGCAGUGAACGAGGACAGCGGUAUUGGACAAGAAGUGAUGUUGCAAGAACCUGCUAGCAUAUUCGAACGACCCGGCUUUGGUAGCGUCGCUUUCAGACGUUCAAUAACAGCGACUCUGAGUGCUCUGGGCGGCGGCGCGGCGCCGGGCGAGGACCUGUCCAUCGGCUCUGCCGGCUCCCUCGCAGCCAGGCAUGCCUACCAGCCUGCUGAGUGGACUUCUGCACAGUCGGAGAGCUCAACAAUAACAUCAGACGAGGAAGCCGAAGCCGAGGAAUCAGGGUACGCCUCCCUCGAACGAUUCCUCACAGCCUGGGGUCUCUCCCAAUACGUACAGAAGUUCAAGGACGAACAAAUUGACCUCGACGCUCUCAUGCUGCUCACGGAAAGUGACAUGAAGACCUUAGGACUCCCUCUAGGACCUUACAGGAAACUGGUCACAGCUGUUCAAGAGAGAAAACAAGCCUUAUCGCACCCGGGACCUAUGAUAGAUACGGCUAUAUGAUUGGUAGGUAUGGUAUAAAAUGUGUGCUCAAUUUUUUUGUUAAAUGGUAGAAUUUUUGGAUUUUGUUGUGGUUACAAACCAUAGUAGAAACGAUGUUUCUUGGCGAGUCUGAAGUUAAAUGUUUUAGUUACUCUGUAGAUCUCUUAAGAACGAAACAUAACGACGCAGGUAACUUCAGACUCGCAAAGAUACACUUCCAAUCAAAUUAAUUUGACCCUUCGAAACCCACAACACACUACAGCCCAUUCGCGAUGAGUUCAUAUAGGCCAAAUGAUUUGACGAGAUGUGUACUGUACAUCGGCCGUAGACAUCUGUUGAACACUUGUCUAAAAAAAUCUGGCUACAAAACGGAGACAUUUUUUUCAACAAGUGUUCAACAGACGUUUAUAAGUUUUUGUGGUACUACGGUAGAUGUCCUAAAGCUAAGUAUCUAUAAAGUACACAAUUCUGAUUUCUACCCAUUUUUGCACAUUAUUUAUAUGAGUAUUAUGAUCAUUUCUUACAUUAUUUUUGAGUGCUAUUAGUGUGUUAUGUAUCUUAUAUAAAUAAAAUUGAUGUUACAAAUGCCUAAAACGACGUGGUAUUUCGUUCAUAGAACGUUAGGAAUAAGUUGAAAGUGUGGUUUAAGUAAAAAUAUGAAACUGUUUGUGUUAACAAACAAAUAUUAUGUACUUCACACCAACAUAUUUUUUAUUCAUAGCCUUUUAUAUGUAUUUCUUAAUAAUUUCUUGAAUUAUUAUUUUUCUUAUUAAAAUGAAAUAAUGUUUAUUAUUCCUCAUGAAAUGUGAUAGUAAAUGUUCGAUAUCAUUCCAUCCAGUGUUACGUCCAAUCGCCAUAUUAAAUAUUUUUGUACAGUUUUUGAAUAUACAUUUUUAUGAAA